Messenger RNA from Naegleria gruberi, 1739 nucleotides. RefSeq lists its product as uncharacterized. The record is from RefSeq and is a predicted model, not a curated record. The transcript has a single exon. NCBI's taxonomy places the organism in Eukaryota, Heterolobosea, Eutetramitea, Acrasida, Naegleriidae. The coding region runs from base 156 to 1730 and encodes 524 amino acids.
UCCUCUUCUAAUUAGAUCAAAUCAAUAAGAAAAAACACAAAAAAUCACAAACUCUGCACCAACCGAUUCAUUGUUCCUAACAAGAGAGCACAAACAACAUUAUAAUAUUAUAAUUAUUAUUAUUUAUUUAAAUAUAUUUAAAACAAGCAUCGGAGAUGGGCAAUUACUUUUCUCAAGAUUCCCUCGAAUCAUUCAAUGUAGGAAAGGGUUCCGAUUCUGCAAAUUCUGUACCAACCCGAGCAAUUACUGAUAAGCCAAUUAAUAAUUGUGAUAAUAAUGAUUUGAUAAAUCUGAUGAGAGAAUUUAAAUAUCAAAAUUCCUUGAUUGAGAAGUUAUUGAUCAAUAAUACAAUGUUUCAUGGUCAUGUUUUUAAGGAUUUGGCCAAGGCUAUUGUUACCGGAGAUCGUUCAACAAUUGAUGAUGAAAAACAAUAUAUUAUUGCAAGGCUUUCUAAAUUAUAUGAUGUUGAUCAGGGAAGUAUGAGUUCGUUUGUGGAUUCAGUGGUUGAGGCCAAGAUUAGAAAGGAUAUUGAGAAUGGCUCUGGUAGGAAGAAUACUUUUGCUGCAAUGGAACAGAGAUAUAAUCCAGCUUAUCAAUUUGAUUCUGUUCCAACGACUGGAACUCAGAGUGAUAUUGGCACUAAUUCAAAUAAUGUACAUUUACCAUCGGAUGAUAGUGAUUUUGAUUCGAGAACUCCAUUUGAUGAGGAAAAACUUAAUGAUUGGGAGAAACAAGGAAUUGAACAUUGUAAAAAGAAUCUCUCUGAAUAUUACAAGACUCUCAAUGAGAGAGGAAAAUCAUUCAAGAGUGCUAAUCUUACUGGUGAUUUGGAUUUGGAUGCCCAAAAUUUAACAUGCAAGGAUAGAUUCUUGUACAAUACAUUUUGCAGUAGAAUUUUGGCAAAUCCAAAUAGAAGAAAGAUGGAAAAGCCUCCUUAUGUUGCUGUUAAAUUGGUCAUUUCAGAAUUGCAAGGAAAUAAUUUUAUUAGAAGCGUAUUGUCCAAGAUUGUUACUACUGAAUUUGGUAUUCUCCAUACAGGAAUCAUGAUUGGAGAGUGGAAAUUUGAUUGGUACAAUAACUCUCUGAUUAGUGUUAGAACUGAUAAGAAUAUUGAAUCAUCCAAUUCAAUUGCUGUUAUUGAUCUUGGUUUUUUGAGAACCAAGAAUCAAAUUAUGGAUGCCUUCUUGAAAAUUACAGAUAUUUGUUGUACAUUUAAUGCUAAAAAGACAUAUAGCCAACUCGAUUGUAAUUGUCAACACUUUGUCUCUCAAGUUUUGGAUGCUCUCUCAUUGAGUAGACCAAGUGGAAAGACCUUUGACAAUUACUUUUCCGAUUUAAAGAAGGGUAACACGAGUAGAAAAUUCUACUAUACUGAAACUUUAAAGGCAUUCAUUCAAAAUUUGGAUUACGAGAAUGAAUUUACCAAAUUGGAUACAAUGAUAUUUGAGAAUAGAAAAACAUUGGAUGAAUUUUGUCACUGGUUGAAUUCGAUAGGAUAUUUUGAAACUGAUGCAGGUGAAGGAGAUUAUAAAUUAUUGAAAGCAUUCGACAGAUCAUUCUGUAUUGCAGGAGAUGCUGAGGGAAGCACCAUUGUGGACUAUUCAUCUUAUUCUGGAGUAAAGGAUAAUUCAUUCUUUUCAAAGAAUGGUGAUAGAUAUGAAACAACCAUCCAUAAGAUUGAAUAUAACGUUCAAGAUUUGGACUUUACACCUCACAUACCAAAUAGAUAAAUUAAUUUU